Fundulus heteroclitus (mummichog) is the source of this 1378-nucleotide messenger RNA. RefSeq lists its product as uncharacterized. NCBI's taxonomy places the organism in Eukaryota, Metazoa, Chordata, Actinopteri, Cyprinodontiformes, Fundulidae. Bases 46 to 678 code for a protein of 210 amino acids. The record is from RefSeq and is a predicted model, not a curated record. The transcript is spliced from 5 exons.
UCUUUUAGUCUUGGCCACAGAGAAAGAAGACGCAUCACUGCUGACAUGGCACACUGGAUGUUGAAGGUUUUUGUCUUCAUAUUUAUUUUCCUGAGCUCCACAUUGAGCUAUGCUUUUAAAGUGAUCCAGCCCAAGUUUCAGAACGUUAACCCAGACAAAACAGCCAUUAUCAGCUGUGAACAUGAUGCAAAGAAUUUUCGCCUUCAGGAUGUUCGACUGUUCAGAAUUUCACAGAAUGGCAAAACAGUGAUGGUCGCCCAGAAAGGAAAUGAUUCCACCAAAAGUAUUGCCAUGUUUCAUGAGAAUCCCUCAAAGUUUGUUUUCAUUUUACUGAACGUCGGAGCAGAAGAAAUGGAAUCCACCUUUCAGUGUAACAUAACAGUGGAAAUGGGACAUGUGGAUCACACCAGAAACGGAACACCAACCAAACUAAUGCCAGCAGAAAGGGCCCCUCUGUGUUCUAGCCCUCCUCCUCCCUCUCAGUCUAACGAGCUCACAUGGAUUUUGAUUGGAGUGCUGGCUCUGGUGCUCCUGUACAGCUGUGUAAUCACUUGCCUCUGUGCCAUACGGACGAAAAACACCAAAGCUGUUGAGAACUCCACUUAUGUGGUAAUGAAGCCUCCUCUUCAGCAGAGUCAGUAUGAAGAUGUCUAUCAUAUGCAAAUGCCUCCUGCUUAGUGUUUGUACUGAGUUUGAGCGUUUGCAACUGCCUGUUUAAGUGGUGUUAAAAUAGUAUAUAACCAGCAGAACGGGCCAAAGACUGCCUGAAAAGAUUCUCAUCAAAAGAUGAACCAGUAUAUAGAUUUGGAACACUUUCAGGUCAAAAAUUAAAAAAAAUAUAUAUAUGGAGAUCAAACUGAUGAUAAAUGUCAUGGAUAUACAUGUUAGAUCGGCUUUCAAAGAGUUUAGUGUUCAAAUAGAAAAAUCUGAAUUGAAGUUGUUCUGUGUCUCCAUUUGUGAAUACAAAAUAUCAUCUUUUUUCUCUUCUAUGUUGCUUUUAGUUUACAUAUUUUAGUUACUUAAAAAUAUGAAGAUUCGGUUUAUUUACACACUUUAGAUUAAAAACCAAACGCCAACUACUACAGAUAAGCAUUUCUGUAGAGCUUCUGUGGUUUUCCUUGGAAGUCUAAAAUGAAUCAACUUAUGUAAAUAUAAAGCACAAAUACAAAGACUAUGAAUAUAAAGCAACAAUCUAGUUGCUGUGUAUAUGUCUACCUCUAGGGAACAAGGAAGAAGCUGUAACUAUCGACAUGUAUUAAACCACUUUAUUUUAUUUGUCACCUUUAUGCAUACAAAUAAAUUUCAAUGUUUGUAAAUAUUGUGCUGUGUUCGUUUCAUAGUUUGUCACGUUUUUCAAUGAAAACACAAAUAUUUUGGA